AUGGCGCCGUCAGUCCGUCUCUCUUCUCUGAGUGCCAUUGGUUCCUCCGACUUUUCCGAUGUCAACACACCCGUCGCAUCUUACCUUCCCAGCGGGGUUCACGAUAGCCCUUUACCAAUGGGCAAAUAUUAUCCAUCAAACUACGAGCAACAGAACAGCCACGGCGCAAGGACUGGGCCUCCUGGACCUCCGAGCCGUUCCUCCACAAGAUCCGAGGGUCAUAUAUCUACGCGCGAGGCUUUCAAGACAUCUUCACGACAAGACUCGGAAGCCCGCCGCAAACUUCAACAGUACCAGCGGGAUAUGAUCGCGCAGGCAAGAUUGGCAGCUAGUGAAGUGCUUGGGAGUUCGCCCAACCAAGUCAACGCAGCAUCAAGCUCCACAAUUACGUUGAACGGGAUACCGUUGACGAAUGUGCACCAUAUCGGAGCUACCGGCGUCCACAAGCCCACAUCACCGAGACUCUUGCCACUGGGAAGUCCGGGCCCUGUGACACCCAUGGAUUUGGAGGGCGGGCAGAGCGGGUACCUCGAUUGGGGCUGCAACGAUGAAAUCGUCCGAGUGUUGCGGGCCGAAGAACAACGAAUGCGCCGAGAAGGAGCAACUCCUCCGGCAGUGGGAACGGGUCCGCAACCCUUUUAG
Molecule: messenger RNA, 642 nt
Organism: Colletotrichum graminicola M1.001
Lineage: Eukaryota; Fungi; Ascomycota; Sordariomycetes; Glomerellales; Glomerellaceae
Exons: 1
Coding region: 1-642 (213 amino acids)
Source: RefSeq, a predicted model, not a curated record